This is a messenger RNA of Monopterus albus (swamp eel), 1630 nucleotides long. RefSeq lists its product as uncharacterized. Lineage: Eukaryota; Metazoa; Chordata; Actinopteri; Synbranchiformes; Synbranchidae. The transcript is spliced from 2 exons. The record is from RefSeq and is a predicted model, not a curated record. The coding region runs from base 450 to 1082 and encodes 210 amino acids.
UAUCAGAAUCAGAUGAGAAAACAAGGUUUCAAAUAUCUUUAAGAAAUGAGUUGGUGAAGCACUGAAGAUUUUACAUCUUACUUCAGUAAUUUGUAGGUAAAUAUUGAGAGUAUACUGGCCAAGAUAAUUCAAGAGCAUUUGGUAUUUGACUGUCAGACAGAUGUGAUUGAUUUCCCCAUUUUUCUUCUCAACUUUUUCCCAUUUCAUUCUCAGAAUCUGACCUUUUUGUUAUAGGUGGAUUUAUGGAGGAGACUCCAGUGAUGUGUACAGUGACUGUUGUUAACAAUAAUGACUGCUGUAAAUGUCUUAGUUCGGUUAAACUGAACUGAAAAAGCAGACAGCUUGGCAGAAAGUAGCUCCAAAUAAUGUUGAACUUGUCCAGAUGGCCCAGUAUUUCUGAAAUAACAUAAUGCUCGUAUGUCAUCUUUAUCAUCAUCUCAGCUGACUGCAUGAGGUCCUGCACUGUAAACAUCAUCAUUGCUGUUGUGGUGACCUUUUUGUGUGGAGUAUUACUGGGCAAAUUUCCCUCUAAAUGUUACAGCUGUGUGAGGAGAAAAAAAUUGCCAGUAUCCACAGAGUCAUCAGACCAAAGUACAACAAACAGGAAUGCAGAAGGAAACCACCAGAGCUACGAGGCUGACAGCGCUCAAAAUGUCAUCAAUGAGCAUCUGAGAAAAAUUGAGGAAUUGGAGUCAAACCUUGGUGAAGCAGAGGGACGCAUCCACCAACUGGAAGAAGAACUGAACCACCUGAGAUCUACAUGUUUGAUCUUGCCCUGCAGCACGACCAGCCUACAGUUAUCACAUGAGCACCAAGUGCAGCAAAUAUCAGCCUUAAGCCCCACAGUCCAAAGAAGCAGUCAGGACCACAGCAGUCCUGUCCUUGUAGGAAGUGAUGACACUGUUUUGCCCGCUCCUUCUUCAGCUUCCACGUUUGAGACAAAACCUCUCAUCCGUUCCAAGAGCAUGUCUGAGUCUCUGCCUCAUUCCAAUAGUGCCCAGAUCCAGCAGAGAUACACCGUGUUUUCUAACAGCUUCACUGUCCUUUCUGAUUUACCUGAAGACUCAGAGCUGUUGCUUUAGAAUGAGCAGAAAUAAUGGAAAUAUGACUAGCCACCUUUUUUACUUGGAAAAAAUAAAACAAAGAACUAAAAUCUGUUAGCUGUCAGAUGUGAGGGGGGUUGGGUAAAAAAGUUUGCAUUUCAAAUGGUUAUGAACAAUUGGAUACCUAGGGGAGGGUUAAUAAGCAUAUUUUUCAUGUCUCACUUCAGGCAGCAGUUUUCUAAAGCCUUAAAAACAGUUGACAAACACUCUGGUGAUGGCUGUCAUUUUUUUUAUUUGUGCAAGUACUCAGCCUAGGCCACCCGGGGGCAGGAGUGCACAAGCUACCAGAAGUCAUGGGUUUUCCUGGACUUGGCUGGCAUCAGUAUUUUAUGACGUGAUAGGGUUGCAGUUAAGCUUUUUUAUGUCAUUGUGAUUUUUGAUAGUUCAAACAGGCCUGAAGGGUCUUUAUUUUAAUAUAGUACAUAAUACAUGUUAGAAUAUUAACAAACUGUUGAGUUGUUGUUUGCUUGAUUCUGUGGUGGCAUUUGCAGUUUUUUACGCUGUUCAAGGUUCAAAGUGUUUAUUUG